This is a messenger RNA of Grammomys surdaster, 2889 nucleotides long. It is a transcript of the gene Acbd5, whose product is annotated as acyl-CoA binding domain containing 5. Gene Ontology annotation, biological process: autophagy of peroxisome; fatty acid metabolic process. The transcript is spliced from 13 exons. The record is from RefSeq and is a predicted model, not a curated record. Gene Ontology annotation, molecular function: fatty-acyl-CoA binding. Lineage: Eukaryota; Metazoa; Chordata; Mammalia; Rodentia; Muridae. The coding region runs from base 84 to 1616 and encodes 510 amino acids. Gene Ontology annotation, cellular component: peroxisome.
GUGGCUGGUCGGCCAGCAUCUUCCGGGUGGGAGAAAGGGUCCGCUCUUACCGGCGGCGCAACCUCGAAGGCCUGCUGCUAGAGAUGCUCUUCCUCUCGUUUCAUGCAGGCUCUUGGGAAAGCUGGUGCUGCUGCUGCUGCUGUGUGAUUCCCGCGGACAGACCUUGGGACCGGGGCCGGCGCUGGCAGCUGGAGAUGGCGGACACACGAUCUGUGUAUGAAACCAGGUUUGAGGCGGCUGUGAAGGUGAUUCAAAGUUUGCCGAAAAAUGGAUCAUUCCAACCAACAAAUGAAAUGAUGCUUAAGUUCUAUAGCUUCUACAAACAGGCAACUGAAGGACCCUGUAAACUUUCAAGGCCUGGAUUCUGGGAUCCUAUUGGAAGAUAUAAAUGGGAUGCUUGGAGUUCGCUGGGUGAUAUGACUAAAGAAGAAGCCAUGAUUGCAUAUGUUGAAGAAAUGAAAAAGAUUAUUGAAACUAUGCCCAUGACUGAGAAAGUGGAAGAGUUGCUGCAUGUUAUAGGUCCAUUUUAUGAGAUUGUAGAAGACAAAAAGAGCAGCCCAAGUUCUGACUUGACCUCAGAUCUUGGUAAUGUUCUGACCUCUUCAAAUGCCAAAGCUGUUAAUGGUAAAGCGGAGAGCAGUGAUAGUGGGGCUGAGUCUGAGGAAGAAGAGGCCCAAGAAGAGUUAAAAGGAGCAGAAAAAAGUGGCAGUGAUGAUAAGAAAAUGAUGAAGAAAUCAACAGAUAAGAAUUUGGAAAUCAUUGUUACCAAUGGCUAUAAAGAUAGCUUUGCUCAGGAUAUACACAGUGACAUUCAUACCGAUUCUUCCCGGAGUACCAGAAACAGUGAAGAUGAGAAGCCUGGAGAACAGAGCUUGCAGCGGACUGCAAACACUGCUGUCUCUGUUCACCAAGAUACAAAUGAAGAUCCCAGUGAAGAUGCUUCGGGAAUACAUCAUUUGACAAGUGAUUCAGAUAGUGAAGUAUACUGUGAUUCUAUGGAGCAAUUUGGACAAGAAGAGUAUUACUUAGGUGGUGAUCCUACUCAGCACUUGGAAAGUUCUGGUUUUUGUGAAGAUGCUCAACAAUCUCCUGGAAAUGGAAGCAUUGGGAAAGUGCAGAUGGUAGCAGUCAAGGGAAAAGGCGAAGUGAAGCACGGAGGAGAGGAUGGCAGAAGUAGCAGUGGAGCACCGCACCGUGAGAAGAGAGGCGGAGAGAGUGAAGACUUCUCCAGUGUCAGGAGAGGAAGAGUAGGACAUAGAAUGCCACAUUUGAGUGAAGGAACCAAGGGUCGGCAAGUCGGAAGUGGCGGUGAUGGAGAACGCUGGGGCUCAGACCGAGGGGCCAGAGGCAGCCUCAACGAGCAGAUCGCUCUUGUGCUCAUUAGAUUGCAGGAAGACAUGCAGAAUGUCCUUCAGAGACUUCAUAAACUGGAAACACUAAGCGCUUCGCAGGCGAAAUUAUCAUUGCAGACAACUAAUCAACCCUCCUCACAGAGACCAUCUUGGUGGCCCUUUGAGAUGUCCCCUGGUGCAUUAGCGUUUGCUAUUAUAUGGCCAUUUGUUGCUCAGUGGUUGGUGCAUUUGUAUUAUCAAAGAAGGAGAAGAAAACUAAAUUGAAGAAAUGGCCUUUUAUUCAAGAAGACUGCUGGGCCUGAAAGAGAUGGAUUGGAAAUGAAGUGGAGUUCACAAGAAAAUCUCAGUCUGAUGAUUACAUUUCUUUUUUGUCCAGUAGUUUGGUUUAUAUAAAUAUUCUUUGCACUACAAAAUGGUAACAUUUUAAAGACUAAUAUUGCUGAUACUUGAAAAAUCAAUCUCAACUAGGUUUUAAGUAGCAUCCAUAGACUUACUCUUUUUGAGCUUGAAGGACUUGAAGUUAUUAAUUAUUGUUUAGUAACUAUCACCUGAUUUUCUCCCAUAAGAAUUAUGAGCUGCAUUUCUAAGGCAUAGCUACAAUUAUGAGAUAAAAUUUAUACUUUUUACUUUUCUAAAUUAAACACAAGAAAGAAUGCAAAAACAAGAGUGGCUUUUAAAUGAGGUUAAAUCAAUUUUGUAUCAGUCCCUGAACUGUCAGCUAUGUAGCAGAAAACUGAUGGAAGAAUCCUCUCCAUUCUUUGUGGUCUGCACGUAAGACUGGGCUUUAUUUAGUGGCUUGAUUUCCCUGGUUUGCUCAGGGGAACUCAGAGAAUCAUCGUCCGUGGAUUGUGCUUACUAUUUACAAAUGAUUCACUGAACAGACUUAACUUGAUGAUGGAAAUGAUGAAGAAUAGGCCUAAUGUAGGUGUGAAAGUGUAUUCCAACUUUAGAGAUGGUUUAUCAUAUUUUAAUUCAACCAUAUACACUUAGUCCUUUGUAACCAUUUUUCUUUAAUUGAGGAUAUCUACUGUCUGCUUCAUAGGGUGCUUUGCAAUAAAAUGAAAACUUAAUUUAUACCUUUUUUACUAAGCUAACAAACGCAUGAAAAUCCUUUUUUCCUGCAAGGGGUAAAUGACAGCCUGGAUUCUUAACCUCUUAGUGCCUCAGUUUUCCUUUGGGGUAUACUUCACAAGGUAUCAGAAGUACAGUAUUUUCAGUCUACAGGUCUCUAUGUCCACAUAAUUAAGGAAUGCCUAAAUAAUGGAAACUUCUAGCCAUUAGAACAAAAGGAAGAUUAAUUUAGAUCCUGCAAGACUGUAUUUGAAAAAUAAUCUUCCUUGCAUACUUUCCCAAACUUGUGCUCAGUAAUAUACUUUAUUAUGCUUUGAAUAUUUAAUUUAAAAACUUUAUAGCAGAUCCUUUUCUGCUUUUCCUUUUGAGACAGAGGCUUGGUAGCUCAUGCUACCCUCUAGUUCUCUAUGUAGCUAAAGAUGACCUUGAACACCCAAUUUUCCUGUCUCUACUUUUCAGUUUCUGG